AUGCCUGCGGUAGCCGAGGAAGACCAUGACCCGUUUGGAGUGCUUCGCAACGCCAACACUGUGCUGCUGCACAACCUCCGCAGGGACGAGCUCUCUCCCGAGCUCCAGAAGCAGCUAACGGCGACUGGGAUGGCGUCCACAUCGCAAGCUUACUUCUGCGAUCCCUACACCAACUCGUACUUGGCACCGCAGAUACAGCCGAAGUCGUUCGCGAUGCUGCCGGAGGCCCUGUCGCGAGAGCGAGACCGCGUCGAGUGCAUGACCUUCAUGGGUUUGUUGCCGGAGAUCGACCACGCGUGGAUGACGGUGGACAACGUGCUCUACCUCUGGAACUACCACACCCAGGACUUCACGCAGUUCAGGGAGCUGGAGCAGGUGAUCGUGACGGUGGCGCUGGUCCCCCCCAAGAAGGGCGUAUUCAACAAGGAGGUGGAGCACGUUCUCGCGGUCGCGACCACGGUAGAGGUGAUCCUUCUCGCGGUAACGUACCAUGAGAAACCGCAGGAGACCGGGAGUCCGAGGAACCGACGGAUACAGGUGCGACGGACCAACUUCCGGGCCUCGACGGACGGCGUCUCCAUGCUCAAGAUCGCGGCGCACCCGAACGGCAGGGUCUUCAUGGCCGGAAAAGACGGCAACCUGUACGAGCUCACCUACAGCGUGGCCUACGGCUUCUGGUACUCGGUCUUCUCGGUGGGCAGCCCGGUCCCCUCCCGACAGUGCAGCCGGCUCGCCCACAAGUCCUCCAGCGGGGGGCCAGGCCCCGUGAACUCGAUGUUUGCCCUGUUGGGCCUGCGGCGCGCGGAGCGGGUGCUUGUGGAGGUGGUGGUGGACCCCCUCAGGAACGUUCUCUACACGCUCGACCUGGCGGGGGAUGUAGACCUGUUCGACCUCGGAGCUGAUGGGAACAGCACCACCCAGAAGAACAACGUGUUCAAUAUCUGGAUAAGGGCAGCCAGGUUUUGCCAAGGCUAUGGCAACGGUCAGAGCGGACUGUCCCACUUGACCUUCAAGGACCCCAAGCAGCACCAGAUUGUUUCUCUGGGAGUGGUGCCUGCAACGGAGAGCAAGACGGUCGCACUUGUUGCAGUAACCGACUCCGGGAUGCGGAUCUACUUGUCUUGCGGCUCCAGCGGUGGCAAGCGGCACAACUUCCGGCUCACCAUCGUGCAGAUACGGUGCCCCCCGCCGGAGAAGCUUUGGCAGUACUUGCACCAGCACCAGGGGGGGGUGGGCGCGGCUCCGGUGCCUGCUGAUGGCGGUGUAGGUACCGCGACGGCGCAGCAGCAGCAGCAGCAGCAGCAGCAGAUGUUCCAGCCCGCAGACGGUUUCCCGGCCAAGUGGGAAAGGCAACCGCCUUCCGUGUACGGCGCGUACUGCUGCGGCGGGGUGACGGUUCUAGCCCAGGCCUUGGCGCAGGGUGAUCGUCUCGUACUCAUCGGAUCGGACUUGAUCACGCGCGCCAAGCGCAAGCGUGAGAUGCGCCAGGAGGAACACCCGUCCAUGAGAGAGGCCGUCACCGAGAUGGGCGACUCCGCCGGCCGCCAGCAGCAGGCGAUGGGAAGAGUGUGGGCCAUCUCGGAGCGGCCGGUGACCCUGGCCGACAACCCGGAGAUUGGCCGCGUCCGCGCCCUCCUGGCGUUGUCCGGUGCCCCGUCCCCGUCCGACAAUAACGGCACCACCGCCGCUAACGGGGGCGGCGGCGCUAGCCGCAGCGGCGGCGGCGGCGGCGGUGGCGGCAGCAGGGCCGUAGUCCGAGGCGGGCGUAGUACCUCCGGCGCCGUCGUGGGGGGCGUGGUGUCGCGUGCAAAGGCGUGGCAGAGGAGCAGCCGCUACGCGUCGAGGCCUGUGGCGCCGUCGCCGCCCCUGGUUGCGUCGCCGGGGGGCUCCGCGGGAUUCCCGGGGGGGUUGAACGCGAGGGACGUCGGGGGGAUGGUGCAGCUGCCGGAGCUUGGGGUACAGCCGUACAGCGACCGGAGGGAGCUGCUUUGUUUGACCGGGGCGGGGCUGCAGGUGUUGACGCGGCUGCGGCCGGUGGACCUGCUGUAUGAUCUGCUGGCCCGGAACCACGUGGAAGGAGUGGUGCUCUUCUUCAACGACUUCAGCCCUGACCAGUCCGCCGCGAUGUGCUUCAGCAUCGCCUGCGGGCUGCCGCGUGACCUCGGAACGGGCUCCGGCGGCGGCGGCGGUGGGGGCCCCGUGGCGGGAUCAACCGGAGGGGGGGGGUGCAACCCGUCCGUGCCCGCGGCGAACGGGGUCCCGAGCCACACGGUGCGCGCCCGCGCGCUAGACGCGGCGCUCAUGAUCUGCAAGCCUCCCGGGUUUAGCAGCCCUGGUCAACCGGCCGGGGGGGGGAUCGGUAUCGGGAUCGGUAUCGGGGGCGGGGUGGCGGCUACCGCUGGGGGCGUCAUCAUGGGGGAGAAGUUCACCAACAGCGCUCUCCACAACGGCCUCCAGCUGUUUAUCGGCCGUCUCUUGCGGCCGUUCUGGUUCCUGCCGGUAGUUGUGGCGCCGCCCGGUGGCGGCGGCGGCGGGGCUAAGCGGUCCGCCGACGGGACUGUCAAGAGCGGCGGGCCGCCACCGCCACCGCCGUUCGUCCGGGACCUCGAGGCCUUGCGCGUCCCGCUGGAGUCUCUGAGGGCAAGCAUCCGCGCGGUAUUCCCCCGCGCCGUGGGCGAAGACCUCGCGGCCCUGGCAAGGCUGACAGCGGCGGCGGAGGCGGACGCGCGUUGGGGGGCCGAGCUCCUGGCCGAGGCGGCCCGGGAAUGGCGCGGGGAGCGGGCGCUGGGGGCCGACGGCCAGCUAGCGCGCGCGUGCGCCGCGCUGACCGCGGUCGGGCGGCUCGAGGCCGUCGUGGACGUGUGCAUGACGUGCGCCAAGAACUUCGGGGAGGGGGUGGUGGCGUCCGGCGGUGGAGGACAUGGGGGGGGCGGCGGCGUUGAGGCGUGGGAGGAAGGCGUUUAUCAGGGCGGGGGCAUUGUCGGUGCGGAGCAGAGGGAGAAGGCGAGGCUGGAGUGCUAUAAGAGGGUGCUCGAGGCUGUGGUUGGCCUGCUGAAGCAGGAGCAGCAGCAGCUGCGGUCGGCGACGGCGGCGGCGGGGCAAGGUGGAGUGCGCGGUUCGAAGAAGGUCGACAGCCUCAUCGCGCGGUGCCUGUCGUACAAGGCUCCGCUGCUAGAGGAGAUGCUGUUCGGGGUGUUGGAGGAGCACGACAAGAAGCUGCUGAUGAGCAUCAGGACCCCGGGCGUGGAGCGGUACUUAAAGAGAGACCCCGAGGACCUGUUCAGGCACUACAUGCUCAGCAAGGAGUAUCCCAAGGCGGUCCAUCUGAUGGACUGCGAGGCCCGCGUUGAGGCCAGGAGCGGCGUGCACGUGAGGCACCGCGUGGAAUGCCUGCUCAAGGCCAUCUCGGCUUGCCACAAGUGCGACCUCGACUCUGCCCAGAUGGUGGCUCCCGGAUGGAGCCUGAACCACGCCAAGCUCCGCACGAUGGAGGACGAGCGAGACGUGCUGCUCGUGCAGGAAAGGCUUCUCUCCGACCUGAAGGCCACGAUGACUCCACUCGAGCGCUUGGCUCAGGAGGGCCGUGGCACCGAGGGUCUGCUCGCCGAGCUGGCAGAGAGACGGCGUAUCGCGGAGACGUGGACGACCGACAUUGUAGACCCCUCGGAGCUGUACAGGCAGGCCUCGGGUUCCUUCCUGUGGGAGGGUUGCCUCCGGCUGAUGCAGUGUUGCGAGUUCGACGAGCCGAUCGUGGCGAAGAAGCUCAUCAGAGAAAAAGGGAGGGGGGGGUACCUGUACGUGCACGUGCUGCUGGGUGGGGGUGGUUGUGGUGGAGGUGUACGAAUAUGUCUUGUCGUUUGGCACUUUUACCCCAACCCGCUUUUGAAUCUUGAGGGUUGCGAUCGCGAUGGUCGACACAAGUCAUUCUUUCUUCUGGGCCCACAACGGCCGGGUGAUACCCCACCGUUGCUCGAGGACAAGAUGUCGGUGCUGUCGCAAGAGCUGCUGUCGCACAAGGCGAGCUUCGUGCUCUCCGUGGAAACGCUGUGCCUCGAGCUGCAGAUGAUAGCCGACGAGUUCCACGAAGCUGGGGGAUCGGCGUCGGCUUUGUGUGUGGUUGAGGCGGUUGGCCGGGCGGGCUUGUCGGCGGUGGUCCUGCUCGAUGCGUACGAGUACCUGAAUCAGCACCACUACCCCUCUGACGACCACGCGAGGCUGAGGCGGUUCGCCGUGAUGGCUCGGCUGCUAGAGCUGGCUGCCGCUGGCGGCGACGGUAUCAAGGCGGCGGCGGGGGGCGUGGGGCUCGUCUCGGAGACGGUCCGGCCGGAGAGGCUGGAGCGCCUGGCCCACGACACCCUUGCCGGCCUCGACUCUCUCCGCUUCUCCUCCUCGUCCGCGGCCUCUGCCGGUGGGGAGGACGCGGACAGGGAUGCCGGUGCCCGCGAGCUUUUGGAAGAGGUCAGGCGGAAGGUGGACAAGCUGGUACGGUCCCCUCGCUUCCCGCGGAACGGCAGCAGCAUUAGCAGGUCUUACUUUUGAUCAGUGGUUGUUUGUUGUUGUGAGGAGUAUUUUUUGCAUUUUUUUUUUUUUCGAACCGUGUGCACCCGUUUUUUCCGGGUAUUUGGCCAUUGACUGAC
Ectocarpus siliculosus is the source of this 4637-nucleotide messenger RNA. NCBI's taxonomy places the organism in Eukaryota, Phaeophyceae, Ectocarpales, Ectocarpaceae. The record is from the annotation of a GenBank genome assembly.